This is a messenger RNA of Durio zibethinus, 1667 nucleotides long. RefSeq names its product 3,9-dihydroxypterocarpan 6A-monooxygenase-like. Gene Ontology annotation, cellular component: membrane. Gene Ontology annotation, molecular function: heme binding; oxidoreductase activity, acting on paired donors, with incorporation or reduction of molecular oxygen, NAD(P)H as one donor, and incorporation of one atom of oxygen; iron ion binding. NCBI's taxonomy places the organism in Eukaryota, Viridiplantae, Streptophyta, Magnoliopsida, Malvales, Malvaceae. The record is from RefSeq and is a predicted model, not a curated record.
AUGGCAACAAGCACCGAGUUCUUGAAUUAUAGCAACCCUUUCUUCAUUUCCGUUUUUACAAUUAUCAUUGUUUAUUUGCUCAUCAAACGAUGCACAAAACUGAAAUCCUCCAUCAACUACCCUCCCAGCCCUCUAGCUCUACCUAUUAUCGGCCAUCUCCACCUCCUAAGUUCUUCUUUGCCCAAGUCCUUCCAAAACCUAGCUCGCCGCUAUGGCCCUCUCAUGCGCAUUCACAUAGGCCAAUCCAUUUUUGUCGUUGUUUCAGAUGCCAACGUCGCAAAAGAGGUCCUGAAAAUCCAUGACGGUGAGUUUGCUUCCAGGUUUGAGUUUGGUCCAGCUGAGUACAACAUAUACAAAGAUGCUGGUUUCAUCAGUGGCCCUUAUGGCACCUACUGGCGGUUCAUGAAAAAGCUUUGCAUGACGAAGCUCUUUGCGGGGCCACAACUCGACAGGUUCAACCAUAUCCGAGAGGAGGAGAUCGUCAAGCUGUUGAAAUCAUUGAUGAAGAGAUCUAGGGAAGGGAAAUGGUGUGAUUUGAGUGCGGAGUUAGCCAACUUGACCAACAACUUGAUAUUCAGGAUGACAAUGAGCAAGAGGUUUUCUAAGGAUGAGAAUGCAGGGAAGAAGAUGUGGAAAUUGGUGGUGGAGAUGAUGGGGCUUGCGGCAAAGCUAGGAGUGAAUGAAGUGCAUGGUUUAUUGAAGAAAAUUGACCUUUUUGGAAAUGGGAAAAAGCUUAGAGAGGCACUUGAAAGGUAUGAUAGGUUAGUGGAACAGAUCAUCAAGGAUUAUGAAGAAAAUGGUGAAGGAGAUGAAGAUCUGAUGGACAUUUUGCUGCGGAUUUAUAGAGACAACAAUGCUGAAUUGAAGAUAACAAGAGAUCAGAUCAAGUACUUUAUUCUUGAAUUGUUUACUGCAAGCAUUGAUACUUCAUCCGCAGCCAUACAAUGGGCCACGGCAGAGCUCAUCAACCAUCCACAAGUAUUCAAGAAGCUAAGGGAAGAGAUUGAUUCAGUUGUCAAGUUCAAAAGGCUAGUCAAAGAAUCAGACGUGCCAAACCUCCCUUAUUUGCAAGCAAUCGCCAAGGAAACCUUGAGGCUGCAUUCUCCGGUGCCUAUUUUCCAUAGGGAAUGCAUCAAAGACUGCAAGAUCAACGGCUACGACAUCCAAGUCAAGGAUAGAGUCCUGAUCAAUGCCUACGCUAUUAUGCGACACCCAGAAGCCUGGGACGACCCGGAUAAGUAUUUUCCGGAGAGGUUUUUGGACAAGUCUGGAGAAAACAAUGGUAAAUAUUUGAUGCAAAACAAGGAUCCAGAUUUUUGGUUCCUUCCAUUUGGGGGUGGUCGAAGAGCAUGCGCUGGUUCCUUACAUGCUUAUCUAGUGAUUCAUGGGACAGUUGGUGCUUUGGUUCAAUGCUUUGAUUGGAAAAUUAAAGAUGGGGAAAAGGUUGACAUCACCGUUGGGUCAGGCUUUUCGGGUGCAAUGGCACUUCCUAUGGAAUGUUAUCCUGUUUUACGUUUUGAUCCAUUUCAGGAGUGAAAAUGCUAAGAAUAAAUGGAGCUUGAAGUGUAGUUCUGUCUUUAAAAUGUGCCAAACAUUGUCGUUUGCAUUGUGAAGUAUAUAAGCCAUUGCAAAGCUCCCAGAGCAUGUAUGGCUUUUGGGUUCUCAAA